AUGGAAGUGACAGCGGCCACUGCAGCACCAGCAACAACAACGACAACAACAAAGCCAUCCCGACGGGGCCCGGCCAUCAAGAUAAGACGAUAUGGGCGCAGUGACUUUGAGAAGUUCGACGAGGAGACUGCGCGGGGCUCUCACCUCUGCGUCGGGUCUGCCACGAUCGGCAAAGUAGACAUUGACUGCAAGUAUCACUGGAAAAAGGCCCAAUGGGGCGUCCUGGGCAGGGAGGAGACUCCAGCCGGCGUCGUCUACAUGGACAUCACCUUCAAGCAGCCCCACGGCUACUGGCUUGAGCGCGCCAGUGUCUUCAUUACCCUGAGCGAAGACAUGUCGUCGUACGCUCUCUCGGCCCCUCGCCAAGCCAGCACCCAGCCGACACGGUCCCUCAGCAGCGAGUACGCAGUGCAGUUCACCAACUACUAUGGCCCCAGACUCCUCACCGGCACCAAGACCGUUUCCGCCGAGAGCAAGGAACACACGUUUGUCCCGACGAUCGGCGCUAUGGGCUUCCAACUCGGCGGCAUCGGCCUGAAGUCCAAUAGCUCCGCAGAACGUGUCGGCCGAUGGGUCUUCAAGGGCACCCUUUGCAGGCCCAAGGGCCGCGACGGCCUGCGGACCCUGGAGUGGGAGCUCUCGGAGAACAGCAUCAACCCCGACCAGGUGCACGGGCAGACGUACCAGACGGCCUUUGCCUUCGAGCACAGCAAGCGCCCAGUCUUCAUGCGGGUCGAGGUCGAGGGCAAGCUGCGCGACAGGAGCCGCCAAAUGAAGCACGAGCUGCUCAAAUUCUCGUCCAGCUUCGGCAGGAAGGACAAUUCCACCUUAACCGAGCUGGACCUGGGCAGGAACGUCGAGUUCAGGAAGCCGCUGGACCACAUCGCGCAGAGCCUCGAUAUGGCAAUGCAAUGGGAAAACACCGGGAACCUGCCGGUCGAGGUGCCGGAUCCCGCGGGCGCGCAGUUC
This is a messenger RNA of Thermothielavioides terrestris NRRL 8126, 969 nucleotides long. RefSeq lists its product as uncharacterized. The annotation marks the transcript as partial. The transcript has a single exon. NCBI's taxonomy places the organism in Eukaryota, Fungi, Ascomycota, Sordariomycetes, Sordariales, Chaetomiaceae. The record is from RefSeq and is a predicted model, not a curated record.